AUGGGUGUCAUUCCCAGCUACAAGGUGCUUGAAAAUGAGCUUGUUUAUGCCUUUCUUGACAUCAAUCCAUUAAGCAAGGGCCAUCUUGUUAUUCCCAAAUAUCAUGCCCAGUUUGUCCAUCAAGUUCCUGACGAUGCUCUAGCUGCUAUUGGUCCAGCUAUCAAAAAGGUCGCUUUAGCACUCGGAGCCGAAAAUUACAAUGUUCUCCAGAACAAUGGUCGACUUGCCCAUCAAGAAGUUGAUCAUGUACACUUUCAUGUCAUUCCCAAGGAUGAGCAGUUUGGACUUGGUAUCAACUGGCCUAUUACCAGUCUUUCCCAGCCAGAACUCGCUAAAAUUGCCGAGGAUAUCAGUGGGAAAAUUGCCAACCUUUAA
This is a messenger RNA of Batrachochytrium dendrobatidis JAM81, 375 nucleotides long. Its product is annotated as adenosine 5'-monophosphoramidase. The transcript is spliced from 7 exons. The coding region runs from base 1 to 375 and encodes 124 amino acids. Gene Ontology annotation, biological process: nucleotide metabolic process. The record is from RefSeq and is a predicted model, not a curated record. Gene Ontology annotation, molecular function: catalytic activity. NCBI's taxonomy places the organism in Eukaryota, Fungi, Chytridiomycota, Chytridiomycetes, Rhizophydiales.